AGUUCGAGGAAAGAGCAGCGAACUACUCCACUUUUAUGUACGCUAUGCAAAUCUAAUACUCCAGAUGCUCCACAAAAAAGAGCCAUGGUUAAAAUACCGUCAACUCUUGCUCCAUCAUGCAAGGAAUGUUUUUAUUUUCAUUUGGAAAAAAACGUACACAACACUAUUGUCCAAAAUGCUCUAUUCAAACCUGGUGACCGAGUAGCCAUUGCAGCAUCAGGUGGAAAAGACUCGACGGUUCUUGCACAUGUACUUUGUAUAUUGAAUAAGCGAUACAAUUACGGUCUGGAUUUAUGUUUGCUUUCCAUUGACGAAGGAAUCACUGGAUACAGAGACGACUCGCUAGAAACUGUUAAAAGAAAUGAGCAGCAGUAUGGGAUUCCGCUCAAGAUUCUAUCAUAUCAAGAUCUUUAUGGAUGGACAAUGGAUGCAAUUGUCAAGCAGAUUGGAUUGAAAAAUAAUUGCACAUUUUGUGGAGUGUUUCGGCGACAAGCUCUAGAUCGCGGAGCUGCCUUGUUGAAAGUUGAUCAUGUUGUCACAGGCCACAAUGCAGAUGAUAUAGCCGAGACAGUUUUGAUGAACUUUCUCAGAGGUGAUUUGGCAAGAUUGCAGCGAUGCACGUCGAUCAAAACAGCUACAAAUGAAGUGAUUCCUCGAUCCAAGCCAUUCAAAUACACAUAUGAAAAGGAAAUUGUCAUGUAUGCUUAUUUUAAAAAACUGGACUAUUUUUCGACAGAAUGCAUCUACUCUCCCAAUGCGUAUCGAGGAUAUGCACGAGCUUUUCUUAAAGACUUGGAGUCAAUCCGAUCGAGUGUUAUUUUAGAUAUUAUUCAUUCGGGAGAGUCGUAUCAGCUGAAGCAGCAACCAAAAAUCAAUGUUGUCGCGAAUGGUGUCAUUGCUGUACGCAACUGUAAUCGCUGUGGAUAUAUGUCAAGCAACACACUUUGCAAAGCAUGUGUUUUGCUGGAAGGUCUCAAUCGCGGGCUUCCAAAGCUUGGUAUUGGAAACACGGAUAAAAUUCGACGAAUGCAUGAUAACAAGACGACUAUGGAAGAUGCUGUCAAGAAUGCCACUAGCAUCUGAUUACAAUCGAUAGAUAUUAGUCAUGCUUAUCACCAUCGUACUUGCGUGAAACGAACCACUAAAGUGUCAAACUACACAGUAAACAAUCUUUACAAAUCUAUUAAAUAUUGUCUUUCAAACUCUU
Messenger RNA from Batrachochytrium dendrobatidis JAM81, 1207 nucleotides. RefSeq lists its product as uncharacterized. Gene Ontology annotation, biological process: tRNA wobble position uridine thiolation. Lineage: Eukaryota; Fungi; Chytridiomycota; Chytridiomycetes; Rhizophydiales. The coding region runs from base 85 to 1083 and encodes 332 amino acids. Gene Ontology annotation, molecular function: tRNA binding. The transcript has 7 exons. The record is from RefSeq and is a predicted model, not a curated record. Gene Ontology annotation, cellular component: mitochondrion; cytosolic tRNA wobble base thiouridylase complex.